Molecule: messenger RNA, 1656 nt
Organism: Stegastes partitus (bicolor damselfish)
Lineage: Eukaryota; Metazoa; Chordata; Actinopteri; Pomacentridae
Product: butyrophilin subfamily 3 member A3
Exons: 10
Coding region: 125-1321 (398 amino acids)
Molecular function (GO): protein binding
Source: RefSeq, a predicted model, not a curated record
GACACUGCAGCAUACAGGCCAAACACUUUUGGACCGGGCAGCCACUCGCAUUUAAGACAGGAGGAGAAUCAAAUAACUUCACCGGAACUCUGAGGAACAAGGACGUGAACAAAGACGAGCCAAAAUGAUGCAGUGUUUUCACUUCAUGGUGGAGCCGGCCAAAAACUUCACGGCCAAGAUCAAGGAAUCGCACAAGAGAGCAAAGAAGGAGAAGAGGGAGCCUCUGGAUGAGGAUCAGCUGUUUGUUGUGGAUCUGGCUCGAGACGUCAGCCGAGUUUGCCAGAGAUCAGCAGUUCUGGAGCACAUCUGGAACCAAGAUGACACCUGGCCAACUGCUCUCUGCAGGAGCUUCAUCCUGCAGUGGGCCUCCAUGCUGGAGAGCAAGAAGAGGCCCAUGCAGACUGACGGCUGGCCAGAGGUAGAUGGGGACAAACACCCUGAUCAGAUUAAUGAACAGGACCUGCUGAAGGCCAAAACUGUGAUCCUCAACUGGAUCAAGGAUCUGAGAGCUCAGCCUGAGCAAAGCGUGUGGCCCGGAGAACCUGUGGCGAAGGUUUUGGAGGACCUGCAGUCAGCCUGGCGUUGGGGUCGCGCUCCCAACCUGCUGACUGCUAUGGAGCUGGUGAUGUGGACUUUAAUGUUACAGCGACCCGAUAAGGACACCAUUCCACAGCAGUGGCUUCUGUGGAAGCAGAAGACACAGAAAAUUGGUGCCAUAUCCUACGUUCCCCAACCAGUGUGGGACUGGAUCGCUGAUGCUGCAGUGGAGGUGACUCUGGACCUGGACACGGCCAACCCUGACCUGCUCAUCACUGAUGAGAAGAGGAUGCGCUGCGGCUUUGAGAGGAAAGAUGUUCCCAACUACCACCAGCGUUUCGACGGCUGGUGGUGCGCCGUCGGAGUGGAGGGCCUUGACUCCGGCCGCCACUACUGGGAGGUGGAGGUGGGGGAGCGGGACUGGCGGCUGGGCGUGGCCAAGGAGUCGGCCCUGAGGAAAGGCUUCAAGUCCCUGAACACAGAUACGGGUUACCUGACCCUGCGGCUGGAGAGGGGCACCGAGCUGAAGGCGCUGACGGUGCCCUUCACCGCCCUGCCACCCGGCCUCAUCCCCCGCAAGGUGGGCGUUUACCUCGACUAUGACAACGGCCAGCUGUCCUUCUACGACGUGGAAAGACACUUCCACAUUUACACCUACAAUGAGAGCUUCGGUGAGAAGCUAUUCCCUCUGUUUGGCACCGUGGAGAUCAUCAAGGAUCUGGUGAUCAGGUCUCCAGCAGCCAAAACCCAGUGUCUCUGCUCCACAUCCUGCCUCUGGGGUUGAGCUUCUCUCCAUCACCUAUUCAAAAACAAGUAGACAUCAUAAUAAAGUAUAACAAACCAGAAUCACAGGGAGGAAUCCUGAUGUAAAAGACCGUCAUUGUGCUAUUAAAUAGCUCCACUAUGUGACCACUCUGUAUGCCGCUGCUGCUGCUUUAAAUGUGAUUGUUGCACUUUCUCACUAUAGACUUAUAGUGCUCCCCUUUGCUGACAUACAUAAUGUAUUUUGUUAUCUUUAAAAGGUAACCAAUAGUGUUAAUGUUAUGUACUGUGCAAUAUUAAUCCUGCAAUGACAAUGCACUUAUGUGAAUAAUAAAUAAACCAAAUCCAUGUCUUAAA